AUAAGUCUCUUCUGUCAGUUUACAACAUAAUUUUAACCUGGUUGAGUUGUUAGAACUUUUUAAAGAAUUCUUUUAAAAAUUUCAAAUUUUUUCAAGUUUUUACAGCAGUUAGCGGUAGUCUUUACAUUUUCCCACCAUUUGGCAACACCGCGGAAGAACGAUAAAAUUUCCCCAAGCUCGAUUAAUUUCCCUCCCUCUCGGCGAGCUUAUCGGAUGAACGCCGCUUUUUGCAAGUGAACAUCUUUUUACUUGUCUGUUUUGGAGCAGUUCGCCGGCGAUACAAUCGCCGAUCUCUUCUGACCAAAGGUGCACUGGUGCGUCAUGCAGAUGUGGAGGUUCAUUGGCUGCCUACUGGUCCUGCUGCUGGCGGGAAAGACCGUCGGCUACGACAAGGAGAUGACCAUUUAUGUGGAUGCCGGUCGGAUCGAGUGCCUCUAUCAUCCGGUGCGUCAGGGCGAAACUAUCGAUUUUGAAUACCAGGUGAUCGAUGGCGGUCACGGCGAUCUGGACAUUAGCUUCACCAUGAUGGAUCCCAUCGGUCUGGUAAUUGUUAGCGAUUACAAGAAGCCGGAGAACAUCCAUCGCCACGAGGUGACCAAGGAGGGUGGCGAUUAUCGGUUCUGUUUCGACAACUCCUUCAGUAUGUUCAACCGGAAGACGGUCUUCUUCGAACUGAUCGUGGAGCGGGAAGGCGACGAACACCUGGGCGAUACUCAAUGGAACGAAGUGGACGAACUGGCUGGCCUCUCUCGCGAGGAGUACUACGACAUGAAGGUGCAGGACAUCAUGGACUUCAUUGGACGCAUUCGUCUCCAGUUGACCAAAGUCCGCCAGCUGCAGGAUGUGUUGCGGUCGCAUGAGGCCAGGGAUCGGAAUCUGGCGGAGACCAACUUCCAAAUGGUCAAUAACUGGUCGAUGCUUCAAAUAACGGCCAUGAUCGGUGUCGGUCUGCUGCAGGUGUUCAUGCUGCGUAGCAUCUUUGCCACGGAUGGCAGGAUGCAUCAUAUGUGGCGCAAGCUGGGCAUUUGAUGGGGAUCUCCAUCCCGAUAGCCGAUAGCUGAAAGCCUCUACCAAAGAUGUCGUUGCCGGGAGCAUUUAUCACACCACCGUCACUGGAGGAAUCCUAUAUCCUAUUCUAGUUAAAUCCUAAACGAAAACGCCUCUUCGACCCACAACACUUGCCAUCAACCUUAGUCAUUAAUUCUAUAUAUAAUCCGUUUAUAUAUAUAUAUAUACAUAUAGCGUAGGCCCUCCUCCUCGAUUCAUAUUUAUUCUAAAUGGUGUGUUUGGAAAAUAGCGCUGUGUGUGCGUGCGUAUGUGUGUGGUUGUGUGUUACAACAAAAACAGAAACAGAAUCAGAAUUAGAAACCGAAAAGCAAUUGUUCGAUAUUAAAUUUAAAAAAAGAAAAGAAAAAUGUAAAAAAUAUAACUUGUUAUCUAAUUCUUAGAUGGAAGGUAUUAAGUCUUCAAUAUAAAUAUUGAUAGUUUUCAACUGAUAA
This is a messenger RNA of Drosophila ananassae, 1499 nucleotides long. RefSeq names its product transmembrane emp24 domain-containing protein 5 (gene opm). NCBI's taxonomy places the organism in Eukaryota, Metazoa, Arthropoda, Insecta, Diptera, Drosophilidae. The record is from RefSeq and is a predicted model, not a curated record. The coding region runs from base 322 to 1029 and encodes 235 amino acids. Gene Ontology annotation, cellular component: Golgi apparatus; COPII-coated ER to Golgi transport vesicle; endoplasmic reticulum-Golgi intermediate compartment. Gene Ontology annotation, biological process: intracellular protein transport; endoplasmic reticulum to Golgi vesicle-mediated transport; Golgi organization. The transcript has a single exon.